Messenger RNA from Mangifera indica (mango), 3637 nucleotides. Its product is annotated as formin-binding protein 4. The coding region runs from base 630 to 3389 and encodes 919 amino acids. The record is from RefSeq and is a predicted model, not a curated record. Lineage: Eukaryota; Viridiplantae; Streptophyta; Magnoliopsida; Sapindales; Anacardiaceae. Gene Ontology annotation, molecular function: protein binding. The transcript is spliced from 10 exons.
CUGCACUUCCCCGUUUCAGAUGAAUCCUAGAACAACUCAGACUUCUUGAAGAAAAAGAAGAAGCUGCAGAACAUACGCUCAAAAAGAAUCCGGCAAGACGAAGAAUUCGCAAUUAAAUUUUAUAUAAAUUAACUAAUUUAUCGACAAUCAAGCACUGAAAGGAUGGGGAAGAGAAGGGAUCGAAUGCACGCAGCUAUUAGCAACGCUGGUCGUCGCGUCAAGCUCGAUCUCUCCGUGGAACCCUCUGGAGAUUUGGGUGGCUCUUCGGUUAAUGAUGAAGUUGGACAGGAUACAGAAUCAAAAGUACAUGCCGGGUUACCCAAGUCACCAUCUUCUUCAGGUGGGUUCCAUCAGUUUUCUUCAAAAGGACUUCUACUAUGUAGAGAGGCAUGAGUGCUCAACAUUAUUUUGGUGGAAUUAUGGAACUAUAUGUACAAGACAUGUUAUGUUGUUUGUACCAAGAAUUUAUUUUCAGAUUGUAUGGUGGCUGUGGUAUUGGGAACAUUCAUUUCAGAUCAGGUCGGGACCUGCCACUGUGAUAUUUUGAAUGAGUCCUUAUCUGAUAUGCCCAAUUUCCCGGCAUCAAAACGUAUUGGAGAUUUCUUCUGGAAUAUUUUUCUAUCGGUCACAUGCAACAGAAUCCACUGCUAUUGCUUGGACAAUAUAGCGAUGAUGAAAUUGAUGAAGAAGCAAAUAAGCAACUUCAGCAAGCUGUUGUGGAGAAUUCUGCAGUGGAUGAUGAGAGCCAGGUUAAGGGUCAGCUUGGUGAAGGAAAUGAAGAUAAGGAUGUUAAUAGUAGUGAGGAACUUGCUGCUCAGGAGGUCAAGCAACAGGAAAAGGAUGGAUUUAUUAGUUCAUCAGUUACUCUCCAGAAACCAGAAGUUGUUGACACCAGAGAUGGUCAUACUACUGCCUCAAGCCAGUCACACGAAGAACUAAAUUCGGCAGAACAAACCUCUGUUGAUGGUGCUUCUGCUGUACAAGUAAUUGGAGACGUGAGUUAUGGUUGGAAGAUGGUAUUGCAUGAAGAGAGUAACCGAUAUUAUUAUUGGAAUAUUGAAACCGGGGAAACUUCUUGGGAUGUACCUCAGGUUUUAUUGCAAACAGCUGAGUUGACCUGUGAUCAGAAAACAACUACUAAUGAUAAUUCACAGACUCUGGUUAUGGCCACUCAUCCUGAAUCAGCUAUGGCUGUUGAAUUUGAUUAUUAUUCACCUGCACUAACCACUGAUGGCUCAAUCGCUGCCAAUAUGAUUUCUCAGAGCAGAGAUGCAUAUGAAUGUGGGUCUCAAAUGAAUCAGAGAGUUGAAGGAAGUGAUAGUGAAGUUUUGAAAGAUGAAAAUGCGGCCGCUGGUGUCAGCCUCAAUCAAUUAAAUAGUAGCAGUGUCUCUGUUGAUGCUUUAUCUGUGAAUGGGGGCUUAACUAUAACUGCUUCUGAGACAUACUUAAAUGGUCUUAUAACUAACGCAGAAAAUGAAACUGUGGUUGAUCUUUCUUCUGGGCUUGUGAAACAGUGUGAGGAAUUGCUUGACAAGUUGAAAUCACUUGAAGGGUCCACUGGAAACCUGCAAGGUCAUACCUGGGCAUUGAAGUAUGUCUUGGAAGUUGAGACUAGACUUUCUGAUAUCAAAUCACUUUUAUCAUAUGGAUCAUCUUUGCUGCCAUUUUGGCAACAUUCUGAAAGGCAGCUUAAGAGGCUGGAAGGUGCCAUCAAUGAAGAGAUUUAUCGACUUGCUAAAUCUCAAGUGGAUGAUGUAAUGGCAAUUCAUAGUUUUAGUAUGGCAGAUGGCAAAGACAAAGUGCUUGAGGAAGGGCUUGAAUCACAAAUAGAAGAAAAUCAGAACAAUGUGACUUUUUUAGCUCCACUAAUAUCUGAUGUUCCUUCAAAGGCUGACAUGUUGACAGUAGUCGAAAAAGACCUUCACAACGGUUCUUAUGAAGUGGUUGUAGAUCCCAAAAAGGUUGCUUCUUCUGGAUCACCCACUAGACAAUUGGAAAAUGGCCCAGUGGUUGGGGAGCCAGUCAAUGGGUUGGUGCUUCCUGGUAAAUCCAUUCCUGAGUCUGGGUUCCAUGUUGGGGAAGAUAUUGACAUGGAUGUGGACAUGGAAGUUGAAGAUGCAAUUCCUGCUGGUAACACAUCAACUGGUGCUGGAGAUAUUGCUUCAGUGGAGAAACAUGUUCAGCCAAAUCUAUCGGCAGAUCUUCCAUCCUUGCCAUCAGAGGAUGCAUCCUUUGUUCCACCUCCUCCUGAUGAAGAGUGGAUUCCUCCUCCACCACCUGAUAAUGAACAGGUUCCUCCUCCUCCACCUGAUGAGCCACCUGAACCUUCAUAUAUCCCAACCACAUCUUACAUGGAGACAGGGCAACCUCUCUCGUACCUGGAGCAAUACAACUUAUCCUAUCCUGAUUCUAGUUUUACAUAUUAUGGGCAAACAAAUAUUCAAGUUCCAAGUAGUAAUAUCUAUGGAAAUGUUGAUGGAUCUCAGGUUGAUGUGCCUCAUGUGCCAAUAUACUAUGGGGUGGUACCAAACACAUGCAAUGAGACUGCUUCAGUUAUGGUUAACCCUGCUCAGUCUGUUGCAUAUUAUGGCCUUCAAGAUGGAACAAUGCCUUCAGUGCCUGUUGUGAGUGCUGUGGAAUCUUUGCAGAAGUAUCAUGAAUCUGGUCCUGCUAGUGACAUUGUCAUUUUUUCUGAUCAAAUUGGAUCUGUUGAUACUGAUUCUGAAGCUGUAGUAGCAGUGACAGCUGAUCUUUCUGUUGGUGCUGAGAAUAACAUGGACACCAGUGGGGUUUCUUCUACUUCUACAACCAUUCAAGCCCCUGCAAGUAUUUCUCUGAAAGAGAGUGUUGUGUCAACAAAUGCUCUUUCUUCUGCUGCAGCUACUGCUACCACAUCAUCAACUACAAAGGUUCAAUCCAAAGGGCGAAACAAAAGGAGAACAGUGGCUGUUGCUCCCUCCUUGAGGUCCAAUAAGAAAGUCUCCAGUUUGGUGGACAAGUGGAAAGCAGCCAAGGAGGAGUUGAAUGAGAAUGAUGAAGAUGAACCUGAAAAUGCUUAUGAGAUUUUAGAGAAGAAGCGUCAAAGGGAAAUAGAGGAAUGGCAUGCACAGCAAAUUGCUAGUGGAGAAGCCAAAGAUAAUGCAAAUUUUCAGCCUCUAGGAGGGGAUUGGCGUGAGAAAGUAAAGCGUCGGAGAGCUCAAGCAGCCAAGGAAGCUGCAGAGAGUCCAGCUGAUACACGAACUGAUGGAAACCAGCAGCAGCCCGAUUUAGUAGAUCUCUCAAAGAAUCUACCGACUGGAUGGCAGGCCUAUUGGGAUGAAGGUUCAAAGCAGGUCUACUAUGGAAAUACCAUCACUUCAGAAACAACCUGGACAAGACCCAAGAAAUGAGCAAUGGAUGCACUUGUUACAACCUAUUUAUGGUUAUAUUUUACCCUUAGGUUGUAUUUUUACUUUGCCUCUUGCCUCUCAUUAUUUUCAUUGUAUAUUUUCCCUUUUGCAGACCAGAUAGAGUUAGUAAUAUAGGUUAUAGGAGAAGGCUUAGCAAAUUUUUAUAGUACGGAAUAUACUAGUCAGUAAAUUGGAGUUUUCACUUCCUAUAAUGAGAACUCACUCUCAUCUCAAGGCUUUUGAUCCAA